GCAGAGCUGAUGAUAAACAAUUGGCAGCUGAAGGGGAAUUAAAAUUUGACGAAGAGGUUCUUGACAACUGCUAUCGAAGUGAUGAGGCGAUAGUAGUGAUGGAAGCACCAUUGGAUGACGUAAUGAGAAUAGAUGCGAUGAUGAGGGGUUUAUUAGAAUCAUUGACGAAAACUGAGUGUGAUAGUAACGAUGCAGAUAAUAUAAAUGGUGAAAUCAAGGAGUGCGAAAGAGGUGUUAAUGAAAAGCAAGAGGAUACAAACAGAAAGCAAUCCAGCCUUGGAGAUGGGAUCGAUGAAAAUAAGCCAAAUACUAAUCUUGAAAUAAAGAUGCCUCUGAUUAAUGGUGUAGCCAAAAGUCCAGUUGAAAGUAAAGAUCUCAGUGCUGAUCAAACCGAAGGUGAUGUUGAAGGUGCAAAAGAUAUGCUACAAACGUCCAAAUCUCAAUUUAAUGAAACAGCACCUGCACCUAUUGAAGAAGCAUCUGUCGAAUUUAAUGAAGAAUCUAAUAAAGAAACAUGCCCAAUUAUGGACCAUAAUUUAUGGUCCUUCGUUUGGUCUGAUGAUUAA
Messenger RNA from Racocetra persica, 566 nucleotides. The record is from the annotation of a GenBank genome assembly. NCBI's taxonomy places the organism in Eukaryota, Fungi, Glomeromycota, Glomeromycetes, Diversisporales, Gigasporaceae.